Messenger RNA from Drosophila rhopaloa, 7397 nucleotides. It is a transcript of the gene raskol, whose product is annotated as ras GTPase-activating protein raskol. The transcript has 6 exons. NCBI's taxonomy places the organism in Eukaryota, Metazoa, Arthropoda, Insecta, Diptera, Drosophilidae. The record is from RefSeq and is a predicted model, not a curated record. Gene Ontology annotation, biological process: regulation of GTPase activity. The coding region runs from base 911 to 6985 and encodes 2024 amino acids.
GGAUUGGAUCACAGCAGCCGCGAUACAUUGGUUCUUUGCUGAACUGGUUCCGAUCGCGAUAUAUCGAUAUGCCUUAACUUGGCAUUGUAUUCAAAUUUUUCAGAUCGAUUUUCGACUUCGGCUGGACUGGAUGCGACGUCGCCGGCGGUUCCAAAAAUAGCUCCUUUUAUUAUUGUUAUUAGUUUUGUUCGCGCGUCGGUUUUACUGUAACUUAUUUUCGGCUGAAUUCAACAUCCCUGUUAAUCCCUGUUUUGUUAUGCUCUACAUAAAUUUCCAUUCAUAUUUUUUUUGAUAGUUGUUAAAGCGAAAGUUUUGUUUUUGUUAAAGUGUUUUAUCCCCUUUCCCAACAACAACCAAAAACGCAUUCCUGCACACCAAGAAAAAAAAUGCGUGUUCGUGUGUAUUAGUGCAGACUCUCAGCGCUGCAUGUGUGCGUUCGUGUGUGUGUAUGCUGCAACUAAAAACCAAAACUAAACAAACAAACAACAAAAAAAGAGUACCACAAGAAAAACAAAAAGAAAGACUUAACCAAGCGACAAUGUGAUGCGAAAAGGCGAUAAAAUAGCAGCAACAACAAAAGCGUGAAGAAAAAGAAAAAAAACGCGGAAAUGCAGUUGAGCGCAUAAUUUUUAUAAGCCAAGCGACAAACGCACACACUCGAACAAAAUAAAAAAAAUUAAGAGUAGAAAACAGCAACAAGAAGGGGAGUGUAAAUACAAUUCAAGAAGUAAAAAAGAAGCAUCAGCGAAAAAGGGAAAGAGGAAGCAGCAGCGUCAACAAACACAAACACAAAUUUACCUGCGUGUGUGUGUCUGUGUGUGUGUUCUCUUCUCACUCUUUAGAUGUGUGUGUGUGCCAUGCUCUCUAAAAUACACUGAGCGAUAUAAAAAAUAAUAACGACGAGCACAAAAUGUUGAGCACCAGCACAACAACAACUACAGUAGAUACACCAAACACUGAGCACAGUGAGACCCCGAUACUAGCCACACCGGAAGAGAAAUCCCAAAGACGCCGCUCCACAUUCUAUGUGCCGUUGGUAAUCGAAGACGAAGAGGAGAAACGUGACGACCACCAGGAUCUGGUCCACAAAUCCUCGAGCAACACCAGCCUGAGCAGCAAUAGCAACUCCCUGACCAAUUCCGAUACCAAAUCGGCCAAAAGCUAUAGCCUACGCAAAUCGAGCUCCGUGAAAAGCGGCGUGGCCAAGGUUAGUGCCCUCUUCGAGCGGAAAACCCCCUCCUCGAAAAUGUCCCCACCCUGCGGCUUCAACUGGAGCAUCAGUGGCAGCGAGAAUGCGGCCCAGUAUUCCGACACCGACGAGGACGAGGAGAACUCCUCGGAGGCGCGUCAUCGCGAGCAGUUGCUGAAGUCCUUGCCCACCGGGAAUAAUAACACUGCCUCCGCAUCCCCAUCGAAACUGAAAAGAUAUGGCAUAGUCCUGAACGUGAUCAGUUUGAAUGGCAGCGAUGGGGAGCAGUCCUCGCUGGGUGGUGGCAUUAUACCGAGGCUUUCCACAGCCACGUCGGCGCCCAGGACCCAUUUCAAUGAGGACAACGAUAUAGUCCUGGCCACGCCCCCGCCUCCCAAACAGCAGGCCCUAUCCGGCGGCCAAGAAACGCAGGAUUACGACGAUGACUCAGAGAUCAGUCGCAUGCAAACGAACACCUCGACGCCCAUUAAGCUAAUGAAAUCGCGAUCGCGUACCAAUAUAUUGGCCGUACCGCUGCCGUCGGUGGAACGGGGCUUGGCCACAAGUACGACGACGACGACUAAUAACAAUAAUAAUACCUCAUCCAUGGGAGCGGGAAAUACUACAACGACCACAACGACAACUACGCUGAUUACGCUACGUGCCAAAUCAAAGACCCUGCCGCAGAACUUAUCGCCCUCAGUUGUUUUACGCGAGGCAGCCGCCUUGGAUGAGCUGGAAAAGAAGCGGGAAAAGCAGCAGGAGAAGCAGGAAAAGCUGCAGGGAAAACAGCGUCAGCUGUUUGGCGGCAGUACCGUCAGUCAGAUAGCGGGAUCGGGAUCGGGAUCGCCCUAUAAACUGCAAAACAGCUGUUCGGCCACGUCCAUUCUAACACACAGUUUUCCGCCCAAAAACCUCUUUCUACUCAAGUCGACGCCCAAAUUGUCAGCGGAUUUAGCUGGAGCUGUAGCGGCCACGCCCUCGAAUACCUCGGCGAUCUGCUCGCCGCCCAAGAAAUCGCUAAGUUUCAUCCGAAGAGCCCACUCCACCAAGGUGGCCCGAAGUAACUCCCUGUUGAAACCGAGUCAGACUGGCGGUUUGGGAUCGGGAACUGGAAACACCGGCCUCUCACUGAAUCAGGGAGCCAUGCAGGGAUCACUGUCCUCGAGCUGUGCCGGGGAUAAUUCCAGCAAUAGUGGCAGCUGGGGCAAACAUUUCUACCAGCCCUACGAUGUCUGCCCAUUGAGUUUGGACGAACUGAACUGCUAUUUCCAGGCCGAUCAUUGCGAGGAGCUGAUCUGCGAGCGAUUCAAGAUCCGGGAUCUGACCAUACAUAUGGCCUCGUCGUCGACAUGCGCAGCUGGGGCGGAUCUCUCGGUGGCCGCGGAGAAUGAUGAGACAACGGCCACGGCGGAGGACGAUGCGGGACAUCAUUCCGAUACUUCCUAUGAGAAGGCGUGCCGCCGUGGAUCAGCACCCACCACGCCCAUUUUGGGCAGCAAACAGCACCAGACGGAGCACAAUGCCACCUCACGAUUCACCAACUUCUUUUCCAAAAAAUCCAACCCCCUGAAGCGGACCAAGUCGGUGACCAAGCUGGAGCGGACCAAGCGCGGUUCCGGCGGACUGAGGGGCUCCCGCUCGCACGAGAGUCUGCUGUCGAGUCACGCGGUGAUGUCCACCAUAGAUCUCUCCUGUAACGGGGCGGUGGGCGUGGCGCCCGUGCACCAGUCCGUCCUCGGGCGGCGCCACUGUUUCCAGGUGCGCGGCGGGCCGCGUGGCGAGCGGUACUACUCGUGCGGAUCGCGCCAGGAGCGUGACCUCUGGAUCUACUCGCUGCGCAAGUCGAUCGCCCCGAAUGCGGAGCACACCCGCCGCACGGACAACUCCCUGAAGAUGUGGGUGUACGAGGCGAAGAAUCUGCCGCCAAAGAAGCGUUACUUCUGCGAACUGCAGCUGGACAAGACUCUGUACGGCAGGACCUCGGUGAAGCUGCAGACGGAUCUGUUGUUCUGGGGGGAGCACUUCGAUUUCCCCGACAUACCCGAGAUCAAUGUGAUCAACGUGAACGUGUUCCGCGAGGUGGACAAGAAAAAGAAGCGGGACAAGUACCAGUUCGUCGGCUCGGUGACGAUACCCGUGCGCGAUGUCACCUCCCGAUUGCCCUGCGAGCACUGGCAUCCCAUACUGAGCGACAAGGCGGGCGACAGUCUGGGCAGGAGCUCGGGCGGCGGCGGCAGUGGGUCGAAGGAGAAGGACCAGCUGCCCACGCUGAGGAUCAAGUGCCGCUUCCAGAGCACCGAGAUCCUGCCCAUCAAUGUGUAUGCCAACUUCUUGGCCUACCUCAAGGAGAACUACAAGCGGGUGUGCGAGACCCUGGAGCCGGUGAUCGGGGUGAAGGCCAAGGAGGACAUUGGGCAGGCGCUUGUGCUGCUGAUGCAUGCCCAGGGAUUGGCGGGAGCCUUCCUCACCGAUGUGGUGGCCCUGGAUCUCUUGCGCGUGGGUGACCAACGGCUCACAUUCAGGGGCAACUCGUUGGCCACUAAGAGCAUGGAGGCAUUCCUCAAGCUGACGGGCGAACAGUAUCUGCAGGACACGCUGUCCGCGCCCAUUAACGAGCUGAUCCAGUCGGAGCGGGACUGCGAGGUGGAUCCCACCAAGGCGAGUGGCUCGUCGGCGGGCUCGCUGCAGCGGCAGCAGGCCAACCUGCGCGCCGCAGUGCGUGGGGCGUGGCAGUGCAUCUUCGAGUCACACAAGCACUUUCCCGCCCAGCUGCGCAACUGCUUUGCCACGUUCCGGGAGCGCUUGCAGCAGCUGGGCCGCCAGGAUAUGGCCGACAACCUGAUCUCGGCGAGCAUUUUCCUCCGCUUCCUGUGCCCGGCCAUCCUGUCGCCGUCGCUCUUCAACAUAACCACAGAGCUGCCGUCGGCGCGGGCUACUCGAAAUCUGACGCUGGUGGCCAAAACGCUGCAGACGCUGGCCAACUUCACCCGUUUCCAGGGCAAGGAGAACUUUAUGGAGUUCCUCAACGAUUUCCUCGAGGAGGAGGCCGCUCACAUGCAGCAGUUUCUGGAGAUAAUAUCCACGCGACCGGAGCAUCCGGCCCCGGAUUCGAUACUCGACUGGGCUGGCUACAUUGACCAGGGCAAACAGCUGUCCAUCCUGCAUACGCUGCUCAGCGAGAGCCUGGCCAAAUUGCCGGAGGCCAAGCAGCACGAACUAGAUCCCCUGCAGCACAUUCUGGACGAGAUUAGUCGGGCCAAGGAGCACGGCUCGGGCACGGCACUGCCGGGUGGCUAUCUGCCGGCCACCUCAUCCACGCACUCGAUAGCCAGCGAGAAUCAGGAGAAUCGCAAUCCGGGCUGCCUCGUCUCGCAUGCGGGCUCCAAUCCGGAGCAGUUGCUGCCACAACAAAGCCAGUUGGCCCAGCCGCAACAUGCGAUUGUGAGCAAACCAUUGUCGGCGGAGCGGGGCAUAAUGCGAGGUGUACUUACGCCGAAUUCCCUGGAGAAGAAUAUCUUUCGGUACAAUGAUCCCACGGUUAAUGGCUUUCUGCAGCAACAGCAGCAGCAGCAACAACAGCAGCAACAACAACAGCAGCAGCAGCUGCAACAGCAUCCCCACCAGCAACAGCAACCACACCACCAGCAUCCCCUCCAGAUGCUCUCCAAUUCACAAACCUCGAUUGCUGGCAACCAAUAUAUGAGCUCGCCUGGGGGCCUGCAGCAUGCCCAAUCGCAGACCUCGAUGGCAUCCUCGUCGCUCAAUGGCAGCAGCAGCAACCUGCUGCACGGCCACCAGCAACAUGCCCACCAUCCGCAGCAGCAGCUGCAUCCACAUCACUGCCCGCCGGCGCCGCAGACGAGUGCCUCCAGCACCAUGGAGCGCAUGGAUCGGAUGAACUAUCCGUAUAUGGCCCACAAUGGCAACGACUACGAGGCCAGCACCCCAUCCAGCACUCGCUCCAAGACACUGCCACGCAAUGGGAAUCCCCCCAAUGCCAACGGCAACGGCAACAUGAGCAGCAACAACAACCAGAGUGGCAGCUACGACGACAUGCACGGCGAGUUCCAGAUCCAGAUCUCCGGGCUCGAUACGAGCAGUGCCUUCGUCUGCAAGUCACCCACGCCCAUGAUGAAAUCCAGUUUGGGUCCAGCGGGGGCCGGACGGGGUCACCACAAGCUGAAUCUGGGAAUACCCGACCAUUCGGGUGGCUAUGUGCGGGGCGGCAAUCCCAAUCCCAACUCGAAUAUGCCCAAGAACCUGGAGGAUCUCGACGAUCUGUUCAAGUAUGCCGAGGAGCACGAUGUGGCGGAGAUGGGGAAACAUCAACUACACAUCCAGAGCCACCAGCAGAAUCACCAGGGCCACCUCAAGCCCGCUGCCGUGCCCGGCAAGGAGCAGCUGUCGGCGAAGAGCAGCCACUGCAGCUCCGGCUACCAGAGCAUCUCCACGAAUCCCUCGCCCUCGCAGUCCUCCAGUCCCGUGGAGAGCCAGCUGAAGGCCGCGAUGGGCAGUCACAAUGCGCCGCUGGCCUUCAAGAAUCCCUCCUACCAGCUGCAGCCCCAAACGGGCUCCUCCCGCUCCUCGGCUCCAAGCAAUCCCCACCAGCAACAGCAGCUGCAACAGCAGCAGCAGCAACAGCAGUUUGGCAGCCGCUUGAAACCCAUUGGAGGUGGAUUGGUAGCGGCCAGGGCGGCCUUCCUCAACAGUGGAGGAGCCUUGGAGACGGCGACUCUGACGCCCAGUUCCUCGGACGAACAGCUCUCGGCGGAUAACUAUUUCAGCUAUGCAGCGGCGGCGGCGGCUGGAACGGGUAUGUCCACCAAACUGGAGGCCCAACGCUCGCUCAGCGGCGGCAGCAGCUCCUCCACCUCGGCGUCCGCGUCCACCUCGAAUCUGGGCAAGAGCGCCGGCUCGUCCGCCUACGGUCGGCUGAAUGGACCGCUCAAACGGGAGGAUGUCUACGGCAGUGGCUACGGCGGCAGCAGCGGCAAUGUGGGUUAUGGCCUCUCCACUCCCAGUGUGGCCGGAUCCCAUCAGCAUCCCCACCAGCAGCAGCAGCACCACCAGUUGCAGCAGCAGCAAAGGGAGAGGGAGCAGGAACUGAAGCAGUAUGCGGGCAGUGUGGCGGGCAGCGUGGGAUCGGCCAAUUCGGCGGCCCAGAGGCGUCUGAGCUUGGACUCGGCACGCACGCUCUCCGACAGCAGCACGGAUACGGAGGGACACUGCAAUCAAUUGCAGGAGGGCAAGCGACGCAGGCAGUUGCGCAGCAGUGGCGGUAGCAACGGCGGCGGCGGAGGAGGAGGAACCGGUUCGGAACAAGGACUGGGCAAGAGCUAUGACCAGAACGGGGAGAUCCAGCUGCUGCAGCAGACGCUGGACACACUCCGGCACACACUCGACCGGGACGAGGCGGAGCUGCGCGACUCCAGCGACGAGCUGUUCGGCCUCCAGCGACCAGCGGGCAGCGCCGGCAGCAACGGGUCCAACAAUCUCAGCCUGCAGUCGGAGUCCACCAUGCGCAGCAUCAUCGACAGUUUCUUUCAAUCCUCCUGCAGACUCAUCACCAUGGAGGAGGAGCUGCGCCGCGAGCAGCUGAAGAUGUCGCUGGCGCUGUCCCACAAGCAGCGCGUGAUCGAGGAGCAGGGCCAGCAGAUCGCGGCACUGGAUGCGGCCAAUAGCCGGCUGCUGAGCGCCCUGACCGCCCUGCGCCAGCGGUACGAGACCCAGCAGCAGCAACAACAGCAACAGCAGCAGCACCAAGCACCACCAAAGACCCAGAAGCCGCAGUGAGCGGAUGGGGGAGGAAGGGUAGAAUUCGAGGGAGGAUUAGGAGGAUGACCGCGACCGCGACCAAAAACCGAGACCUAGCUUACUGACGGUGGCAUCUUUGUUGUACACAAAAUGCAAACAUAUGGACACCGUCGCGGUUCUGUCUUAAAGAUACCUUUUUGUUUAUUUUUUUUAGCUAUUUUUUUUGUAUGCUACAUAAAUUAUACUACAUGUUUAAUAUAUAAUUAUACAUAACAUAUAUAUAUUAUAAAUAAUUUCUCAAUCUAUGUUUAAAAACAAAAAAAUGUGAAAAUGCUAAACGCAACUGCAUAAGCAGUAAGAUAAACCGCAGAAGUACGGAGCAUGGAAGUAAUGAAGAAACAAGAACAAGUUAAGAUAAUGAAUAAAAUUAUAACCAAAGUUAGACAACAAA